AUGAAAGAUAUUCAUUCAUUGUUCUUGCGCAUGACGCAUGAUGUUGGGUUCAAGAACACGGGAUUGGAAAGGGCAGAGAAGUUGCGCAUGGAUUUAGAGUGGUUCAAGGAACAAGGUUACGAGAUUCCAGAGCCAAUGGCUCCUGGUAUAACAUAUUCUCAGUAUUUAAAGGAUAUAGCAAAUAAGGAUCCUCUAGCAUUCGUUUGUCACUUCUACAACAUCUACUUUGCACAGAGCGCUGGGGGUCGAAUGAUUGGGACAAAGAUAUCUGAGAGGAUACUCAACAAUAAAGAACUCGAGUUCUACAAAUGGGACGGCCAGCUUUCUGAACUGUUGCAGAACGUGAGAGAAAGAUUGAACAAAGUUGCUGAGUUAUGGACGAGAGAAGAGAAGAAUCAUUGUUUGGAAGAGACAGCGAAAUUGUUCAAGUUUUCUGGGGAGAUUCUUCGUCUCUUAUUAUCCUGA
Molecule: messenger RNA, 465 nt
Organism: Arabis nemorensis
Lineage: Eukaryota; Viridiplantae; Streptophyta; Magnoliopsida; Brassicales; Brassicaceae
Source: the annotation of a GenBank genome assembly